AUGGCACAAACAAAUCGUAUGUAUCCUAUAAAUUAAUAAAUUAUACAUUAAUAUAUCCUGAUGUAAUGUUGUAAUUAAUUGUUAUAGAAAGCAUAUGUUCAAUAUUGCCUAAAAAUAUAACAAAACAAAUUAGUACAUGUGAAAACAGCGAACAAUAUAUCACGAAUUUUCUACAAAAUGCAUUGCCUCCCACUGAUACCGCCUCAAUAGCAAAUGAAUUAAGAAAGUCAUUGAUACUGGGUAAACACAAGAGCAAAUGGAACAAAAAGAAACAAUGCAAAGGAAAGUUAUUAACUAAUAGAAAACGUAUGCAACUUGGUUUACGUAAAAUUAGUUGCCAAGUGAAUAGUAUGAAAUAUAAGGACUUAUUACCAUUGAAUCAAUUGUGGUUAAAUUACAUGGAGCAAGUGCUUGGUUCCAAGUUUUUCGAUAACAUUCCAAAAGAUCCAACUGAUCCAAAUUGGGAAAAUGUUAAUCAACAGUUGAUUAAAGCAGAUUUUCAUGGUGCUGAAAUUUCUAUUGUUCGAGCAAAGUGUCCUAGUCUGAUUGGAUUAAGUGGUAUAGUUGUUCAAGACACCAAAAAUAUUUUUAGAAUUUGUGGAGAAGAUAAUAUUAUACGAACAAUACCCAAAGAUGUUGUUGUUAUGAAUAUGCAUUUGAAGGAUAUCAAAUUAGAAUUCUUUGGAAAAGAUCUUUCUAUAAAACCUACUGAACGAACAAUAAAAAAGUUUAAAUGUGGACGUGUAUAUGAACUAUAAAAUUUGCAUUUUUGUAAAAUUAGAAAUGAAUUUUUCUUCCAAUAUUAAUAUAUAGAGUAUUGUUAUUAUCCCCUAAAAUAUUAUGUUAACACAUACAACAAUUACAACAAACAAUUUAUUCUGUAAAAAACAUAAAAGCGUUAAGAAAUUUAUUUUAUCUAUUUUGAAAGAAACUAAUUCAGAUAUUGAUUGCCAGUUAAGCUAAUAAAGAUUGAGAUAAUAAAAUAUAAUAGAAUAUAUAGAAUAGAAUGUAUAGAAAUACAUUCUUCCUUGAAAAAAAAUUAAUUCUUUUAGAAGAGAAUUUUUUAAAUUUGUUUUUCUUACUAAAAAAUAUUUAAUUAUGUUUGAUAUUGAAGUAUCUGAAAAAAUGAUGUUAAAACAUAUUAACACUGAUAUUACUGAUGAUAAAAUGUAUAAAUAGGAUCAUAAAAUUAAUGUAAACUAUGUAUUCAAGUCAUACAGUUGUUUAUUGAAAUAAAUUUAAUAGCGAUAAAUGUCUCACAUUUUAUACUGACUUUCAACAUUACAGGUAUAUGAUUUUGAUCAUGUAUAUGUAUAUUUGUGUAAUUAACAACCAAUUUUGGUAUAUUUAUUUCUAAAUUUACUAAUAUUUUAUUAUAAUCCACAAUAUCCAAACAAUGAUACAAUUACAUUACGAUUUUGUCUGCAGAACAGCAGACAUUAGAUAUAUUUUUUAAUCUACAUUUUUAUUCAUUACGUAAUUUUAAUGAAAGUGAAGUGAUUAUUGGGAAUGUUACAGACUCUUCUUUGCAUCAUCUAAUUUUAACAUUUUUCACUUAAUAUAUGCAGUUAAAAUGACUGCAAUCAUUAAAUACCAAACGAAAGUUGCUCACAAUAGUUUAUCAUAUUAUUGUGAUAGUACGAUUUUUUUUUUCAAUUUCUAAUGUUCGCUUUAUAUUUAUAUGAAUAAUGAGAACAAUUUGCAAGUGCAUAUCGCCUAUUUCUUUUGCGAUAUAUGACAGAAAAAAUGUCAUUCAAAAUGCUUAUGCGAUAAUGUUGCUCUUUUAGGAACAUUGAAUGUAAGAUAUGCCAGAAAAAGAUACUAUUUUUUCCGAUAUAUCUUGUACAUUGAUCCUGAUUUAUUACCAGAGCAUUUUAUACAAACGAUGUGAAUCAUUUAACGAACAGAAACGUCAACGAUUCUGUCAUUCUCUAUAUGUAUGGGAUCUGGUUAUCCAACUUGCAUUAAUACUCGUAUUGUAAUUUCAUUAUACAUUAAUAUAACGAACAAUAGGACAUUAUAUAAAUACAUUGUAUAAUUCAAAUACAAUAGGUAAAAUAAAAAACUUGAAAUUAUAUUUCUAAAAAAACUAAACACGUUAGAAAUAAAAUUAUUACCUAGCUCAUAUAUCCUUAUAACACCUCCACUUUCUUUACAAGUGUUAUAAUACUUUAAUGUAAUGUGUACAAAAAAAAUACGAUAAGAUCAUAAUAUUGUAAGCCAGCAUAAACAAGUUUCAGUACAUAUAUCCAUACAUCAAUAUGACGAGAUCGUUAUAAAGUUUGUUAUAUUUUCAAUGGACUAAAUAUGCUCUCUGUCUAGUAAGAGUAUAUCAGAGAGCUACCUCGAUUAUCGUUACUUUUUCUUUUUUUUCUUUUCCUUUAGAAGAGCAUAUAACAUUACUAUUCUAUAUCUCACAAUUUGGCUGUCUGGUCAAAUGCUAAAGUUAUUUAUGCAUGCCACAACAAUAACACACAUAGAUAUUAAAUUUAUAUACUGAUAGACAUACAAAUGUAUUUCAUAUCUUACUAUAUUUAAAUUUCUACAUACAUUACGUACAGUUUACAGAUUUCUUAGCUUCAUUUCGCAUUAUACUGAUGUACUGAUAUAUGUCGCUUUCUUUUAUUUAUUUUGCUAGAUAUUUUGAGGCUCGUAUAUUUGACUGCGACAACAACGUUAGUGAAUCUAAAUAAAUAGAUCCUUUUUUUAUUACUACAAAUUAUAUAUAUUAGAAUAAAAUUUUCCCACACUUCAUUUUCCAUUGGAUGGAUAUGAAUAUAAUAUGUCAGUUUUUUCUCUCAAUAAUCAGUUAAAUAUUUUUAACCCAAAUUUGUUCUUCUUUUUUUUUUCUUUUUCUUUUUUUUUUUUUACUAAAAAGGAAGCACUUCGUAAUUUGGUGACACAUUUAUUGAAUUGAAACUUACAAGUAUUUAUUUUUAAUAUUGUUAAUUUUAUGUUACCUUAAACUAAAACUUUUGUUUCCAAUAUUUAAACAAAGGCACGUACGUAAUACAUCGAUAUUUCAAUGAAACUAUGUCGUAUUUACUUCAUGAAGUAACAUAGAAUAAUCCAAUUCAAUUGGUAGAAUGUUUCAAUAUAACAUGAAUUACUAAAAUUAUUACUAUUGCAUACUUGUUUAAAGGUUUAUUACAUGACAUCUUGUAUUCACAAAAUAUUUAAGUAUUUUUUUUUGUUUUUAUUACGGUUAUUUUCAUUUUCCGUAAACAAUGAACUUUUUAAUUACUUUAACAGUAAAUUAAUUAUUUUAUAAAUGUUACUCAUAAACUAGAAAUUCACGCUUAAAUAUUUCGUAGUUUACUUUGAAUUCAUUAUCUUUAUUUAUGAUACAAUUAUUUUGCAGCAACGCGUUUUUCUUUAAUGAUAUUGUUUUAGCAUUUUAUAUAAUUGUGAGCUAUUGA
Heterotrigona itama is the source of this 3419-nucleotide messenger RNA. The record is from the annotation of a GenBank genome assembly. Lineage: Eukaryota; Metazoa; Arthropoda; Insecta; Hymenoptera; Apidae.